AAAUUGCUCUACACUUUAGCCCACCGACGCACACUCAAACAACCCUUUUGGACAAUCCGAAUUAUUAUUAAGCCCGAUUUUUUUUAAAUCUGAUUUUAUUAAUUACCACAGAUCAAAAUGCUUCCUUUCAAGAGAACUUUUGAGAGCGAAAAACAUCAACUGCAUGAGCUGAACAGCAGACUUGCUCAGUAUCUGUCCAGAACCAAACAGCUGGAGCAAGAAAACGCGAAUCUUAUAGCUGAAAUUAAUAAACUGAGACGCGGCAGCGCAACGUCGGACUGGGAGCAGAGAUACAAGGCGGAGAUGAAGGAGCUCAGAAGGAUGAUGGAGCAGAUCUCCUUCGAGAAGUCCCAGGCAGAGAUGGAGAGGGAGAAGCUAUGGCGUGAGUUACAGGGGGCCCAGUCUCUGUGCAGCGAACAGACCGCGGCGUGCAGAGACAUCAGCGGAGAGCUGCGGGGCUGCGAGCACGAGCUGCAGCAGGCGCACAAAAUAAACAUGGAGCUGCAGCAGCGGCUCCUUCAACUGGAGAGCGAAUACAAGCGCUUAGAGGAGGCGCGCAGGCAGGAGGCGGCCCAGCUACGGCAGCAAGUGGAGUCCCGGGUGGUGCCCAUCAUUACGCAAACUUAUCCAGGCCUCCCGGCGGUGUCCGUGGAAGAGGUGCAGGAGUACGCGCGCGGUCUGUCCGAGGGAUGGAUAGAGACGUUUGAAAUGUACCAGAAAAAAGUAGAAGAAAUGGAGAAGUCGAUCAAAGAGGACCAGGCGAGGCUGUGCGACCUGAAAAAGGAGAAGAUGCUGUAUGCGUCCGAGCUGGGCAAACUGCGCACAGAGGCGGAAAAACAGAGCCAGGUUCAAAUGCGUCUGGAAGAGCAGCUCAUGCACAUGCAAGAGAAAUUCCGAGUGGAUUUAAGUGAACAUCAGAUGAUUAUCCAGCAACUGGAGCAUGAGAGGAACAUGCUGGCUGAGGCAAUGGAAGACAAAAUGAGGGAACAUCAACACCUUCUCCAAGUAAAGAUGGAUCUGGGCGUUGAGGUUGCAGCAUACAGGGCACUCCUGGAAAGUGAAAGAGUUGGUCUGCAAGAUGCUCACAGGAGGAUGACUCAACAUCAAAGAGAAAGAAUUAUAGAUAUCAAGGUGCCUGGUCAGUCAUAUACUCCAAGAGCUUCAAUCUUAUCUUCAAGAAGACAUGUAGAUAUGCGGUAUACAUCACCAACAAACCUAAGAAGACCACCUGUGCCCACCUCUGGAUCUUUAAGUCCCUCUAGGGUCAUUCCCAUUUCAGUUGCAGAAAGGGCUCGCCAUCAAAGUCCAGCAUCCAGAAGAGAUAUGGUAUCAUUCAACAAAGCCCGGGCUGCUGCUUCUACACCUCCUACAACAACCAAAAUUGAGGUUAGAGAGAAAACAGUUGCAGAUGAGAAAACCAUGAGAUUCAACAAGGUCCCUGAUGAAAGCAAACCAAGAUUUACACAGGAGACAAAGUCGGUAAGAGUGUUAUCACCCCCUGCAAAAAGUCCCAUCCCUCAAAUUGUCCCAGAAACCACACGGUACGUGUUAGAUAAGAAGGAGAAGGGCCACACUCAAGAUGAAUCCAGAGACAAAGGGAAGGCAGAGCCUACAGUUGACUUCACAGAAAAAAAGAUACUGGAUUCCGUAUCUGUUGAGGAGAUUAUUGAGAAAGUGAUCAAACCGGCAGGUUUAGAAGCUAAGAUAUGCUCAUCGGGGGACUCUAAGGUCACGUAUCACGUGGAGAAAAGUGAGCAGGAAGAUGGCACAACCAAAACCCAGAUUGUGCUUGAGUCCAAAGUUGAAGAAGAGAUGGAUGUUUCGAAAGACUCUGCGCUUGAGGAACUCCUGAACCAGGGUGUGAAGAAGAUAUCCCUGGAAGACAUAGAAGAUACAGCAACGGGAAACAUGAUUAAAAACCUUCUAAGUAACCUUCAAGGAGGAGAAAACUUGGAAAAUAAGUCAGUCAAUGUGGAAGUUAUAGAGGAACCUAUUAUGUCUUUGAGUGAUGAAGAGCUUGAGGUAGAAAGAAAGAGCAAAUCAAGUUUUUAUGAGCCAACAUAUUUCCAAAUUGAGGAGAUGGAAAAUAUAACUCACAACCCUAAAGAAGAAAAGAAUGAAGAUAAUGGCAUAAUGUCUGCUGAAAAAGGCACAGAUCAGUUGAGCAGAGCAUCUGUACAAGUUCAGGAGCUGUCUAGAGAAAGUGAAUCUUCUCCUAUCUCCCAGGAGCAAGGGUUUCAUGAAUACUUUGUGUCCACACCAGAUGAAAACCUUUCUGAACCGGAGGAAGGUGGAGGAAUAAUGUCUUAUGGACAUUAUGGCGUUGUAGAUGAUUUAUCAGAUGAGAGGUAUUAUCAAGAUGAAAGUCCUCCCCAGAGAAGAGUGAUUGUAGAGGAAAGUGAUGAAUAUAAGUACAAGUCAAGUGAUCGUGCAUUCCCCAUAGAUAGCUUUCCAGAAUGCAUCAUUGAAGAAGAGGUUCGGGUUUCGCCUGUAGUGCAAGAAUCUGUGCUUGAGUUCCUAAGAGAGGACUCCUUGGAGCCCAAACAGCAGCUGAAGGGAGCCUUGGAGACCCUACAGACCUCAGUUUCUGGUCCUUUGAGGGAAGAGUUGGCUUUCCUAACAAAAUUGAGCAAUGAAAAUCCACAAAAUGUAGCAAUUAAAAAAGUUGAGCAAUCAACUGACAAUGGAACCAUGACCAUUGUUGCAGAGCUAAAUGUCACCCAAUCCCUAGAAGCCUCUGGGCUACUGGAGGAAGGAGAUGAUAUUUCUGAAGAGCAGAUAAUGCAAGCUCUCAAAUCUUCAAAUCUGGAUCUUGAAAAGGCCUUCCAAGGAGGAGCAGAGUCAGGGUAUAGUAUUAGAGUUUCCGAAGACAGGGGUAUUGCUUAUGAUGAUGGUUUUGAGAUCAUUUCUGGCAUUGGGGAAUCUGCAUCUAAUGUAAUUGAGAAACACGUCAAACUGGAACCAUCAGAAAAGUCUUUUGCCGUUAAGAUGGAGGUGCAGGGUGACCAUAGUAAGGAGAGCUCAGAGCAAAAUUUACAGUCCCUACUCUCUGAAAACCCAGAGAUUUCUACUGAAAAAAGAGUUGCAACACUUUACCUUGAAAGCCCCGUCGAGGACUAACGAGGAAAUGUGUCAGAAAUUGUAUCGAAUUCACACAGGCGCUAUUAUGUAACAUGGCAGUGGCACUGCAUAUUUUUUAACAACGAGCAAAAUAACAAAUAUAUGAGCAAGAUGUCAAUCCACAGACCAACAAAUAUACGUGUUGGUUUAUCUUGAUUUUAUCUCAUAUAGCUUUCCUUAUUUUCUAUGCUUCAUCUAAGCUAUCAUUUAGCAUUAAGCUGUUUGGUGGAGCUUUAAAAACCCAACUCCACAGUGUACAUUAAACAAUUGACUCAGUCACCUGUGCCUAUAUUGUUGGAUCCUUUGGAUUUAUGUUUACCAUGGACCAACACAGGGCACUGUUAUUCUGUGCUGUGCUAUCUUUGCAGGUUGGGAAUUCUAAUUGUGCAACAAGUACCUUAAUAAGAUACAUUGACAUUGGUAUUAAUUAUUAUAUUCUAAAGACAGAGGUUACAUUAAACAUGAAAUUAUUGACAAUUAAGAAAGCAUUUUGGCUUAUAGGUAGGAUUUUAAGUGGAAGAUGUACAUUAAAUGUACCAAAAAAAAGAAAU
This is a messenger RNA of Cyprinodon variegatus (sheepshead minnow), 3671 nucleotides long. RefSeq names its product synemin-like (gene synm). Lineage: Eukaryota; Metazoa; Chordata; Actinopteri; Cyprinodontiformes; Cyprinodontidae. Gene Ontology annotation, cellular component: sarcolemma; intermediate filament; neurofilament cytoskeleton. Gene Ontology annotation, molecular function: structural constituent of muscle; vinculin binding; structural constituent of cytoskeleton. Bases 118 to 3120 code for a protein of 1000 amino acids. The record is from RefSeq and is a predicted model, not a curated record. Gene Ontology annotation, biological process: fast-twitch skeletal muscle fiber contraction; intermediate filament cytoskeleton organization. The transcript has 4 exons.